Molecule: messenger RNA, 2799 nt
Organism: Neopelma chrysocephalum (saffron-crested tyrant-manakin)
Lineage: Eukaryota; Metazoa; Chordata; Aves; Passeriformes; Pipridae
Gene: GLT8D2
Product: glycosyltransferase 8 domain containing 2
Exons: 11
Coding region: 892-1944 (350 amino acids)
Cellular component (GO): Golgi apparatus
Molecular function (GO): glycosyltransferase activity
Source: RefSeq, a predicted model, not a curated record
CGGUGGUAUUAGCUCGUAGGUUAGACUCGAUGAUCUCAGAGGUCUUUUCCAACCUAAUUGAUACUGUGAUUCUGCGAAUACUGUGUUGCCAGUAAUCCAGGGGUUACUGUCAAGUGAAGGAUCUGGUCCCAAUUCUGCAGGCUCAUGUGGCUGUCUGCUGCUUGGAUCUGUUCAGAUUCACAUAGAAAUGGAAGGGAGGUGAAAAAACACAGGUGGAUUUUGAAAAACAUGAGCUUGAUACAGCUUAAAUACCACAGUACAGAAAAAGUACUAAUAGUUGUGGCCAUCUGCACAAAGCACAUAACUGUAUGUUUAACUCUUCAUUUGUUUUUCCUUCAAGCAGCUCUGCAAAAGAUGGAUUUCUGUACAAAAUCAGACACAGAUAAUACAGUUUGGGCAUGUUUGAGACAUACAGUUGAAACCCCAUAUUUUCAGUUCCUGCAAAUGGAAGAGCAAUCUUCAUAUAAAACAUUUAAGAUUUUUAAAACCUUCACUGAGUACUCCUUCUGAAGCUCUGAGGCAAGUUUGCCAAAUCUGGGGCUGCAUCAUCGUUCUGCACAUCUGGAAGUGGUUUAUGGGCUCUCAUUCCUCCAGUGCAGCGUCUGGACUCUGUGCUAUUCCUCAGCAGCAGAGAAAGAAAAGAAAACCAGCACAACUCCAAAGUAAACUUUGAAGAGUCUGAAAAAGGAAUUGAAUCGUAAAACUGUUACUGUGCCCUGUAAGGCCCUUGUGCGGGUGACUUCAAAGGAGGAUGGUGGUCAAGGAGGCUUUGGCAAGAGUGCUCACAGCUGUGGGCUAUCUAGGAUCCAAGUAAAUAGCUCCUCAGCGCUUCAGGAGAGAGGAAUCCCGAAUACUGCUUUGAAGAGAUCAAAGUUCUCAUCCAACACGACAAUGGCUCUUUUAAAGAAAAUUAACCAGAUCUUACUGUUACUUCUUGUCUUAACUGUGUGUGCCAUUCUGUAUAACAAAGUUCACCAAGUGCCAUCGGCAUUAAAAAAUGAAACAGUCGAUUUGGAGAGUCCUGAGGAAAUGGAAGAAGAAAUCCCAGUGGUGAUCUGCGCUGCUGCGGGCAGGAUGGGUGCAGCUGUAGCAGCCAUCAGUAGCAUCCACAGCAACACAGAGGCCAGUGUUUUGUUCUACAUAGUUGGGCUGAAGACAACCAUCCCACAUAUUCGAAAAUGGAUUGAAAAUUCUAAACUGAAAGAAAUAAAAUUUAAGGUUGUAGAAUUCAACCCUAUGGUACUAAAAGGAAAAAUCAGACAAGAUGCAUCACGUCCUGAGCUACUGCAGCCUCUGAACUUUGUUCGAUUUUAUCUUCCUUUGCUUAUCCAGAAACAUGAGAAAGUAAUAUAUUUGGAUGAUGAUGUUAUUGUUCAAGGUGACAUCCAGGAACUCUACGAUACUAAGUUGGCUCCUGGACAUGCUGCAGCUUUUUCAGAUGAUUGUGAUCUGCCUUCUACACAUGAAAUGAUUAGAAGUGUAGGGAUGCAGAACACGUACAUGGGAUUCCUGGACUACAGAAAGCAAGCCAUCAGGGAUCUUGGCAUCAGCCCCAGCACCUGCUCCUUUAAUCCUGGAGUAAUUGUUGCUAACAUGACUGAAUGGAAACAUCAGCGGAUUACGAAGCAGUUGGAAAAGUGGAUGCAAAGAAAUGUAGAGGAAAACCUCUACAGCAGCACCCUUGGGGGAGGCGUGGCAACCUCUCCAAUGCUGAUUGUAUUUCAUGGAAAGUAUUCCUCUAUUAAUCCUAUGUGGCACAUAAGGCAUCUUGGUUGGAGUCCUGAUGCCCGUUACUCAGAGCAAUUUCUUCAAGAAGCUAAGUUACUUCACUGGAAUGGGAGAUACAAACCUUGGGACUAUCCCAGUGUCCACACUGAUCUGUGGGAAAACUGGUUUAUUCCUGACCCUUCAGGGAAGUUCAAAUUAACUCGCCCUGAUAGCUGAUACUGAAACAACUUAAAUACUGCAAAACAUAGUGUAUUGGAUGCAUGUAAUAGUUUGACACGCAGCAUAUGAGGAAUAUGAUUAACUGAUUCUAGAAAAUGAAGUAUUUGUUAAAUAUAUGAAUAACUGACCAUCACUUUUGUGUGCUUAGGGCUUGAGAGGGAGGCUGGAGUGACCAUUACACGGUUCAGAUUAUCCUGACUUACAUGUAAGGUGAGGAACUAGGUUUACUUGACAGUGAAGUAUUUUCAUUAUACAUUUACAGAGGUAAAACUCGGUGGCAGACAGUGUACUUUAAUGUAAGGUCUUUAUAAAUAAGACUCCAACGUCUUCUGGUAGAAAGACCUACCCAGCAGAUACCUGCAGUAUUACACACAAGGUGUCUUUAGUUGUCUGGCCCACAUUGAAAAGCAUGAAAUGAGAUCUUGGGCAUAUGUUACUGAGUAGAGUUGUGUUGAGUGGUGACUGUUUUGGGGUGUUUCUGCAUAUGACACAUCCUGUAGUGCAAUUAGACCUUUGCUAGCAACAUGUGAAAGCACAUUCCAAGACACUGUAGUACAAUUCCUGAUUUUAUUGUGAAACAUGGAUAGAUUCAAGACAGAUAAAGAACUUCUGUAUUACUGUAACAAAAAGAGCACCAGUUCUGAGGGAGGACACAUAGAAUUGCAGUAUUUAGUGAAAUGGUCAUUGUAGACUUAACCAGAUUUUGUACCCAGUGACUCCUUUAAAGAAGACACCUUUCCCUUCCACUCAAAGAGGAUAGCCUUUCAGGAGUUAAAUCCUACUGUGCUACAUACUCAGCAGUGCUAAUUCCAUGGUUCCAAUUUUGUUGAAAAUAAAAUAAUUGAAUUGUAA